CUGACGCCGUGUCUCUCGGAAGAGUCGCCUCUUCUUCGUCCAGCUGCAGAGCGGAAGAAGCCGACGGUUUCCUGAGACAGGAAAAGCUCAGAGUCCGGAGGCAAGCCGUGGCUUCUCCCCACGCAGACCUGCUGUUUGACACGAGGACACACAAACUGUCCGUUACCGUGGGUAAGAACGGGGCUCGAGCCGCUCACCUCCGGUUGGUGUCCCGCCUCGCCUCGGUGAGAGAUGGACUGGCUGUGCGGACCAGAGCUCCCCUUCUGGGUGACCAAUGAGACGUUUCACACAAAUCGGCCUGACCUCCCGGAGUGUUUCCAGCUCUCUGUACUGUCAUGGCUGCCAUGCAUCUUCCUGUGGGGCGCCUUUCCUGUUUAUCUCUUCUACCUAAAGAUGAACAAGAAAGGAUACAUCAUGAUGUCUCUUCUGAACAGGAUCAAAACAGUGUUGGGUUUGUUCCUGUGGAUUGUGUGUUGGACAGAUCUCUUCUACACGUUCCACGAGCUGCGGCAGGGUCACAGCCAGCAGCCUAUUUACUUCAUCACCCCGCUGGUGCUGGGAAUGACCAUGCUGCUGGCCACAUUUCUGAUCCAGUAUGAAAGGUUACGUGGGGUUCAGUCCUCAGGGGUCCUCUUCAUCUUCUGGUUCCUGUCUGUGGUAUGUGCCAUUGUGCCUUUCCGCUCCAAGAUCCUAAUGGCCUCCAGCCAGAGCAACGUCCCGGACAAGCUGCGAUUCACCACCUUCUACUUCUACUUCGGGCUGGUGGUGUGUGAGCUGAUCCUCUGCUGCUUCAAUGAGAAACCUCCUCUUUUCUCCGACGCUGUCACUGACCCUAAUCCCUGCCCUGAAACCACAGCGGGGUUUCUUUCCAGCGUGACGUUUUGGUGGUUCACAAGUUUGGCCAUGAAAGGUUACAAAAUGCCCCUGGAAGCCAAAGACCUGUGGUCCCUGAACCAGCGCGACAGCUCUAAGGUGAUGGUGCCUCAACUCCUCAAAGAGUGGGAGAAGGAGCAGGCCAAGGCCAAGAGGUACGUGAGAGGCGGACCACCGGAUGAAAGCAGUCCAGAGGAAAUAGAGGUGCUGCUGUCCAGUCAGAAGGCCGCUCUCCACCAGCCGUCCUUCCUGCGUGCACUCAUCAAAGCCUUCGGCCCCUACUUUCUAAUUGGCUCAGCCUUCAAACUCCUGCAGGAUGUCAUCACCUUUGUCAACCCCCAGCUGCUCAGGAUGUUGAUCUCAUUCACAAAACAGCAGGAUGUUCCUGAUUGGUGGGGGUACGCACUAGCCUUCCUCAUGUUCUUCACAGCCUUGCUGCAAACUCUCAUCCUCCACCAUCACUUUCAGUACUGUUUCAUCACUGGAAUGCACGUCCGCACAGCCAUCAUAGGAGCCAUCUACAGGAAGGCAUUGGUGAUUACUAAUGCUGCCAAACGUUCCUCCACGGUGGGAGAGAUAGUAAACCUGAUGUCUGUGGAUGCACAAAGGUUCAUGGACCUCACCACCUUUCUCAACAUGCUGUGGUCUGCUCCUCUGCAGAUUAUGCUGGCACUGUAUUUCCUCUGGCAGAACCUCGGUCCGUCUGUGCUUGCUGGAGUGGCUGUCAUGGUCUUGCUCCUCCCAUUUAAUGCUUUCAUCGCCAUGAAGACACGAGCCUACCAGGUGGAACAGAUGCAGUACAAGGACCAGCGCAUCAAGCUCAUGAACGAGAUUCUGAAUGGCAUCAAAGUUCUCAAGCUGUAUGCCUGGGAGAACUCGUUCAAAGACAAAGUCCUGGCCAUCCGGCAGAACGAGCUCAAUGUUCUGCGCAAGACAGCCUACCUGGGAGCGCUGUCCACCAUGGCCUGGACCAGCGCCCCUUUCCUGGUCGCCUUGACAACGUUUGCCGUGUAUGUGACGGUAGAUGAGAAAAACAUCCUGGAUGCGGAGAAGGCCUUUGUGUCGCUCUCGCUCUUCAACAUCCUCAGGUUUCCACUCAACAUGCUUCCUCAAGUGAUCACUGGCCUUGUGCAGGCCAGCGUCUCAUUGAAGCGAAUCCAAAGUUUCCUGAGUCACGAUGAGUUGGACCCAAACUCCGUGGACAGGAAGAACACGGGGACAGAGUUUUCAGUCUCGAUAGUUAAUGGAAGGUUCACGUGGGCGAAAGAAGAUCCUCCUGUUCUACACAACAUUAAUGUGAUGGUGCCUCAGGGCUCCCUGCUGGCUGUCGUGGGCCACGUGGGCUGCGGAAAAUCCUCCUUGAUCUCUGCACUGCUGGGCGAUAUGGAAAAACUGGAGGGCGAGGUUUCUGUUCAGGGGUUGGUGGCUUUCGUUCCUCAGCAGGCCUGGAUACAAAAUGCCACUCUGCGGGACAACAUCCUGUUUGGAAAAAGCUACGAUGAGCAGAAAUACCGCCGCGUGUUGGACGCCUGCGCUCUAACACCGGACCUGGAAGUUCUGCCCGGAGGAGACAUGACUGAGAUAGGAGAGAAGGGCAUCAACCUGUCUGGUGGCCAGAGACAGAGGGUGAGCCUGGCUCGAGCUCUGUACAGUGAUGCUGACGUCUACCUGCUGGACGACCCCCUGUCCGCAGUGGACGCUCAUGUGUCCAAACACAUCUUUGACAACCUUAUUGGUCCUGAGGGUCUCCUGAAGGGCAAGACACGCAUCCUGGUGACACACGGCAUCAGCUUCCUGCCUCAGGUGGACAACAUUGUGGUGAUGGUGGAUGGUAGGGUGUCAGAGAUGGGCUCAUAUGUGGAUCUGUUGAAGCAGAAUGGAGCGUUUGCCGAGUUUCUCAGGAACUACGCUCUGGAAGACUUGGUCGAAGAGGAUGAGGCCACCGAAGAUUUAAUGGACGAAGAUGAACUCUUCCCCGAUGACGUCCUAAGUAAUCACACAGACAUGGUGGACAACGAACCUGUGAUCAAUGAAGCUAAGAAAAGCUUCCUGAGACAGAUCAGCAUUCUUUCAUCAGAAGGAGACGGCUCACGAUGCCGCUCAGUGAGGAGACAUGGCUGCAGCCAAAGGAAGCACGGGGAGCCUCAGGAGAAGAAUAAACCACAGGAAAUGGAGAAGCUGAUCCAGGCAGAGACGGCAGAAACGGGCCGGGUGAAAACCAAAGUGUACGUGGAGUAUGCCAAAGCAGUGGGACUGCUGCUCUCAGUGAUCAUCAUCCUGCUGUACGGCUGCCAGAGCGCCGCCGCCAUCGGAGCCAACAUCUGGCUCAGCCAGUGGACCAACGACGAAGCUAUGAAUCGGACCGCAGAGAACGUUCACAUGAGGGUGGGGGUGUACGCAGCGCUGGGCAUUGCACAAGGUGUCCUGGUCAUGAUCUCUUCCUUCACUCUAGCCAUGGGGAACAUUGGUGCAGCCAGGAAGCUGCACUUUAACCUGCUUGCCAACAAACUUCACACGCCCCAGUCUUUCUUUGACACCACACCUAUAGGACGCAUCAUCAACCGCUUCUCCAAGGACAUCUACGUCAUAGACGAGGCGCUGCCGUCCACUGUGCUCAUGUUCCUGGGCACCUUCUUCCUUUCUCUCUCCACCAUGAUAGUUAUCAUUAGCAGCACGCCCUUUUUUGCUAUUGUCAUUGUGCCCCUGACUGCCAUAUACAUCUUUGUCCAGAGAUUUUAUGUUGCCACGUCUCGGCAGCUUAAGCGUCUGGAGUCGGUCAGCCGCUCUCCCAUAUACUCCCAUUUCUCUGAGACCGUCACUGGCGCUAGUGUAAUCCGAGCCUAUAGCAGACACGCUGCCUUUGUUCUGAUGAGUGAUAUAAAAGUGGAUGAGAACCAAAAGAGUUACUACCCUGGUAUAGUGUCCAACAGGUGGCUCGGGGUGCGUAUCGAGUUCAUCGGGAACUGCAUUGUGUUGUUCGCUGCUCUGUUCGCUGUAAUAGGAAAGAAAAGCCUCAACCCUGGCCUUGUGGGUCUGUCGGUGUCAUACGCUCUCCAGGUGACCAUGUCUCUGAACUGGAUGGUGCGGAUGACAUCAGACCUGGAGAGCAACAUCGUAGCAGUGGAGAGAGUGAAGGAGUACUCGGAGACCAAGACAGAGGCCCCCUGGGAGGUGGAGGACAAGAAGCCCCCUUCUGAAUGGCCCAUGAAUGGGAACGUGGAGUUCCACAACUACAGCGUCCGGUACCGCGAGGGUCUGGACCUUGUCCUGAAGAACCUCACACUUAAUGUGAAAGGAGGAGAGAAGAUCGGCAUUGUGGGUCGCACAGGGGCUGGGAAGUCCUCCAUGACGCUCUGCCUCUUCAGACUGCUGGAAGCUGCUGGAGGUGAAAUCACCAUUGAUGAUGUGAAGAUAGCAGAGAUAGGGCUGCACGACCUGAGGUCCAAACUCACCAUCAUUCCACAGGAGCCCGUGCUGUUCUCUGGGACCCUGCGAAUGAACCUGGACCCCUUUGACAAGUACAGCGACGAAGACGUGUGGAAAGCCCUGGAGCACUCUCACCUCCACAAGUUUGUCAGCAACCAGGCGGCAAAACUAGAGCUGGAGUGUUCGGAGGGAGGAGAGAACCUCAGUGUGGGCCAGAGGCAGCUGGUGUGCUUGGCUAGAGCACUCCUGAGGAAGACGAGGAUCCUCAUCCUGGAUGAAGCUACGGCUGCUAUAGACUUGGAGACAGAUGAUCUCAUCCAGUCCACCAUAAGGACUCAGUUUGAAGACUGCACCGUCUUCACUAUUGCACAUAGACUUAACACUAUCAUGGACUACACAAGGGUGCUCGUGUUGGACAAGGGACAGAUAGCGGAGUUUGAUACUCCCACAAACCUCAUAUCCCAAAGAGGAAUCUUCUACGGCAUGGCGAAAGACGCAGGACUGGUGCAGUAGGUCUGCCUUCGUCUC
Nematolebias whitei (Rio pearlfish) is the source of this 4827-nucleotide messenger RNA. RefSeq names its product ATP-binding cassette, sub-family C (CFTR/MRP), member 3 (gene abcc3). The record is from RefSeq and is a predicted model, not a curated record. Gene Ontology annotation, molecular function: ABC-type transporter activity; ATP hydrolysis activity; ATP binding. Gene Ontology annotation, biological process: transmembrane transport. Bases 232 to 4812 code for a protein of 1526 amino acids. Gene Ontology annotation, cellular component: membrane. Lineage: Eukaryota; Metazoa; Chordata; Actinopteri; Cyprinodontiformes; Rivulidae. The transcript is spliced from 31 exons.